AUCUCAUCUGAGUGAGACAGAAACAGACACAGAUAGAGAUAUGAAGUUCAAGGCAUUUCUUACUGAGAACGGUGUGAAUCUUUUGGAAAAGAGGUUCUUACCAGCACUAGACAAGAUGGGGAAGAUAUGCCAUCUCUUUCUCAACAGGGACCGUGUUUUCUUUCUGCACAACCUUCUUAAUGGCAAUGGAGUUCAGUCCAUUGCUCAGUUUAGCAAAGAGGCUCUUUUUGAUGACUAUCGCAUCUCUAGCCAGUAUGAUGACUGCAUUGCCUUUACAUUAGACAUUUCUCUUCUGCACCGUGCUCUUCGUAGCAGUGUCAGCAUAUGUACUGAGUUUGGAAAUGGGCCCACAGCUAAUCGCUUACAGAUUAAAUUAGCAAAGAAGCUCACUAAGAAUUCUACUGAAAGGUUGCCCUUCCUUACCUUUGAGACCAAGGGUUAUAAAUCUGCAGUCAUCCAGGACGUGCCAAUCUCAUCACCUUUGUCUAGGAAUCAGGUUCUUGAACUUCAAACUGCUCUUGAUAUGGCUCAAGAUUUGCCCCAGACUCUGGUGCAGGUUCCAGACUUGAAUCAAUUGCAAAACUUUGUGGAUCGGAUGAGGCAUGUUGGUGAUCUGCUUAAUGUUUCUAUAAGUAAGUAUGGGGAUUUACACAUUCAGAUUUCAACUACACUGAUCACACUUGGUGCUGAGUUUCAGAAGCUUUUGGUCAUAGGUGAGCAAGCUGAUGCCCCUGCCGAAGACCGAAACCUGAGUGCUCAGACUCGAGCAGCAAGGGCAGUUCUAAGGGGAGAUGCUCAAUCAGUGCAAGUGAGUGUCAAGCACUUCGGUAAGAGCCUUCAAUGCAAUUUGGCUAAGCCAGACUGUGCUUUCUAUGGGAUUGCUCCACAAGGUGCUUGCUUGACACUGGUUUUUCAAUUUUUCAUUCCUGGUACACAUCGACUUGAUAAGUCAAUCAGUAUGCAUUGCAGACUUCCUGUACUUGACCAAGGGUCCGGCUAAAGGUCUUUGGUAGGUUUACCCAUAUCUGCUGAAGUUUAAGAAUUUGGGAGUAGUCACUAGUCACUAGUCACUAGUCAGUCUGAUAUAUGUCUAGACAAAUUUGUUAUGGUUUUGGUAUAGUUGUAUGUUACUGAUCAUGUUUCAGACCA
Messenger RNA from Fragaria vesca subsp. vesca, 1149 nucleotides. RefSeq lists its product as uncharacterized. Gene Ontology annotation, cellular component: nucleolus; site of double-strand break; checkpoint clamp complex. The record is from RefSeq and is a predicted model, not a curated record. The transcript is spliced from 2 exons. Gene Ontology annotation, biological process: mitotic DNA replication checkpoint signaling; double-strand break repair via homologous recombination; nucleotide-excision repair. NCBI's taxonomy places the organism in Eukaryota, Viridiplantae, Streptophyta, Magnoliopsida, Rosales, Rosaceae. The coding region runs from base 41 to 1000 and encodes 319 amino acids.